This is a messenger RNA of Sardina pilchardus (European sardine), 4712 nucleotides long. RefSeq names its product transmembrane protein 132E (gene tmem132e). Lineage: Eukaryota; Metazoa; Chordata; Actinopteri; Clupeiformes; Clupeidae. The record is from RefSeq and is a predicted model, not a curated record. The transcript is spliced from 10 exons. Bases 30 to 3317 code for a protein of 1095 amino acids.
UGGGACUCCAUGCGAAACAUUUUGGGACUAUGGGACUUCCUAUUUCUGAAGUGGAGUGGAAAUACAGACUGUGGCGCUUUUUCACCUUACAUUUCACAAUCUUGAUAAUUGCAGGUAAAGUGUCCCCGACCAGCUCCGAUGUCCUUCUCAGUGUGCCCUCUGCCGGUGCCACUCUCAGCCCCCCCGAGGUGUACCUCCCUGCCAGCUUCAAGCUGUCCAAUGCCCAGCUGGCCUUCUUCCUCCAGGAGACCCGCUCCUCCUCCUCGUCGGCGUCCGCAACCACAGGACGGCAGGGUGGCCACCCGCUGCAGAGGUCCGAGAGCUUUGUGGUGUUCCAAACCAAGGAGCUGCCGGCGGUCAACAUCAGCCUGGGUCCGUUUGUGCGCGACCAGGUAGUGUCCAAAGACCUCCUGCAGCCCUCAAGCCCCCUGGACGUCCCCGGCCGGCUGACGGUCAACUGGAAAGUGCGGGCGUUCAUCGUCCAGUCACGGGUGUUCGCCAGCAACCCGGUGGUGCAGGUGCUGUUCUACAUCGCCGGGCGGGACUGGGACGACUUCAAGGCGCAGGACAGCAUGCCCUGCGUGCGGCUCCACGCCUUCAGGGACAUCCGGGAGAUCAAGACCUCCUGCCGGCUGCAGGGGAACCUGGCCCAGUGCUUGGCCCAGCUCGAGCUGCCCAUCCCCUGGUUCAACGCCAACGUGGCUCCCCUGGGCCGGCGGAAAGGCUCCAGUGCCGACAGCCUGGAGCUGAGCAGCGGCAGCGAGAGCUUCCAGGUGGAGCUCUACUACACCUUGCAUGACCCGGACGGCAGCGGGGAGUGCAGCGAGAGCUUCCCCCGCCGCGGUGGAGGCGGCAGAGGUGAGGGCUCUUCACAACAGCCUCUCCUCCGCAUCGGAAGCAUCAGCCUGUACCAGCCCAGCCAGGAGGUGCUGGUCGUGGACAAGCAGCUGGACAAGAACAUCUUUCUGCGUCUGCCGGAGAAGCCGCUCAAGCCGGGCGAGACCUUGACCAUCAGCCUCUUCUUAGUGCCCAACUCCACCGUCGAGCAGUUCUCUCUCAAGGUGAAGGCAAAAAAGGGGGUGAACCUCCUGAGCACGGACUCCAAGAGCCCUCUGUGGAAGGUGGAGGGGGAGAGGCAAUCAGGAGCCAAGCACUCCAUAGCCACAGUAACCGUCAGCAAAAACAGAGAUGUCCAACCAGGGGAGAUAAUGGGCAACAUCGAAAUCAUGCAGCUGGACUUCGAGAUGGAGAACUUCACGAGCCAGUCCGUGACCCGGAGGAUAAACUGGAACAUCGACUAUCAGGGCCAAAACCCGCCGCCCGACUCCGAAAAGGUGGUGACCGAACUCACCGUCGUUCAGAGGGACAUCCAAGCCAUAAUCCCUCUGUCUAUGGACACCGAGAUCAUCAACACUGCUGUUCUGACUGGGCGAACUGUGGCCAUUCCCGUGAAGGUGGUUUCCGUAGAAAUGAGCGGGAUUGUCACGGAUGUGUCCUCUGCUGUCCAGUGCAAGUCCUCUAAUGAAGACAUUGUCAAGGUCUCCGACAGCUGCGACUACGUGUACGUGAGCGGCAAGGAGACGCGCGGCUCCAUGAACGCCAGGGUGAUGUUCACCUACGAGCACCUGAGCGCCCCGCUGGAGCUCACCGUGUGGGUGCCCAAGCUGCCCCUCAGCGUGCAGCUCUCCGACAGCCGCCUCAGCUUCAUCAAGGGCUGGAGGGUCCCCAUCCUACCAGACAGAAGAUCGGCCCGUGACAGUGAGGACGACGACGACGACGACCGGAAGAUGAGCCGCGGCUGUGCCCUGCAGUACCAGCGCGCCCAGGUGAAGGUGCUGACGCAGUUCCACACCACCUCCACGGAGGGCACCAACCAGGUCAUCACCAUGCUGGGCCCCGACUGGCAGGUGGACGUCACCGACCUGGUGCAGGACUCGCUCAAGGUGGCGGACGCGCGCGUGGCCGAGCUGGUGGACCGCACGGUGCUGGUGGGCCUGGAGCUCGGCUCCUCCUCGCUGAAGGUGGAAUCCCCUACCGCUGUGGAGGCGGUGCUGGGAGAGGCUCCGUUCUCAGUCACGGACGAGAAGGUCUCCGUCCUGGAGCUGCGGGCUCACGCCAUCUCUGGCCUGUCGCUGUCACUGCAGCCCAGUCCUGGCAACAGCCACACAAUGGUCGCCAAGGCAACGGGGCUGCAGACCCUCACCACCCCCAAGCAGGAAGCCAGCUUGUCUGUGUGGGUUUACUACAGCGACAACACGGCGUCCCCUCUGAGUCUGUACGAUCCCAAAGACUACAACCUGAACGCCACCAGCGCCGACGACAAGGUGGCCUCCGUGGCCCAGCAGUACCAGCGGUGGCCUGUGGUCACGGCCGAGGGCGAGGGCCACGGGGAGCUGGUGCGCGUGGAGAUGACCAUCUGCGAGGCGUGCCAGAAGACCAAGCGCAAGAGCAUCAUCGGCGCCUCCUCCGUCCACGUCAAGGUCCGCUUCGGCCCGGAGGAGGACUCCGAGGAGGAGGAGGAGAGCGAGCUGGACACCCGGGAGCCCUCCAACACCCGGCGGCCGAUCCUCGACGCCAACGUCGGCGGGGGAGGGUACGUGCCGUCCAACGAGCAGCCCGCGAGCGUUCCUAUCGACUACACCAACUUCCCGACCACCGGCAACCAGGAGCCUCCGACCGAGGAGGACGACGAAGAGGAGGAGGACGACGACGACGACGGCUACCCCACCUUGCCCCGCAGCAUGACGGACCUGGAGAUCGGCAUGUACGCCCUCCUGGGCGUCUUCUGCCUGGCCAUCCUGGUGUUCCUCAUCAACUGCAUCGUCUUCGUGCUCAAGUACCGGCACAAGCGCAUCCCGCCCGAGGGCCAGGCCAACAUGGACCACUCGCACCACUGGGUGUUCCUGGGCAACGGGCAGCCGCUGCGCGCCCAGAGCGAGCUGUCGUCGCCGCAGCAGCCGCCGCAGGCCGAGAGCCCCGGCCACCCGCUGGAGGGCGUGCAGACGACGUGCUGCCACGGCGACCACCACAGCAGCGGCAGCUCGCAGACCAGCGUGCAGAGCCAGGUGCACGGGCGCGGCGACGGCAGCUCGGGCGGCUCCACCAAGGAGCACGGCGAGGACGGCGGCGGCUCGCCCACGUCCAAGCGCAAGCGCGUCAAGUUCACCACCUUCGCCACGCUGCCCGCCGAGGACAUGCCCUACAACUCCAUCCCCGUCGCCGACGAGGAGGACAUCCAGUGGGUGUGCCAGGACAUGGGCUUCCAGGACCCCGAGGAGCUGCGCGACUACAUGCGCAGGAUAAAGGACAUCGCCUGAGUGGGUGUGUGGGUGUGGGGGCCUGCGCCGCGCUGUGCUGUGCUGUGCUGUAGGGGCUUUCUAGAGCUUUCUAAAAGACUUUCCUUUAUAUUUUUUUGCUUUUCUUUUUCACUUUAAUGGAGGUAUUUUUUCAAACUUACAAAAAAAAAGGCCAACUACAGUGUUUUUUUUUUUUUUUUUUGGGGGGGUUUUCUUUUGCACAGUGCUGUUACCCAUACACAUUCACACUUUAACCAACAGUUGCAAAAACAACAACAACAACAACCACAGCAACAGCAAAUGGAUAAAUGGAAAGCCAAAGACUGGACUAGAGGUUCUCAAUCACUAGCGAAAAAUGGCUUGAUGUGUCGGGUCGCUUCCCCAAGGAAAGCGGAGUACAAUCUCAAAGGGAAACGAAUGUUUCUGAGAUGAGCACGUUCAGCGGAAUGGAACUCCUAAAUGCUCCGUAACUCCUCACUGGGGCGAGAGCCUCCUGAGACAAGGACCUGAUCAAUAUGAGAGUGGAAUGCAUUAAGUCUUGGCUGAGUUUUCGUAAGUUUGUCAAAAAAAAAACACAACUAUUUUACUCCAACUAAGAGGCCUUUGAUGUGCAGAGUUCAUUUAAAGAGAGGGUUUGAAGAGGACUGAUGUGUGUCAUCUCAGCAACUGACUCUGAAGUAGAGUUCUUGUCAUGGAUAUGUAAUGGAUCUUAUUUUAUUUUAUUUUAUUUCAUUUCAUUUUAUUUGCCAGUGUGGGAAAUAUCUGGAUUUAUGACUCUUGUUAUUAAUUCUUACAACACAUGCUUUGUUUUAGAUGAGUUUCAUAUGUUUGCUACAUUUCAUACUCCGAAACAAAUCAUAGCUGGUUUCUUUACCACCCUCUCGGUUCAGUCAGAUGCCUUAUUAAACAGAUUUCGCCAGUCACUACUAACUUGAGUGACACACUGUUUUUUUCCACGUUGGUCACGGCCAACGGUGGGAGCUGUUACCUUAACAAUUCAAAACAGACAAAAACGCCAUGAAUUACAACAUCUGGGGAAAGACAAGAGCUUGUACAUUGUGACCAUGAAAAUGAUCCUCUCCGACAUUCUUUGCAUGAAAAAGGAGGCACAAUCAGCAAAGUUUUUUCUUUUUUUUCCAAAUUUGUAAAUGUUUGUAUUGUAGCGAAAAUUAUCUAACCAUACAUAAACAAUACUAAAGGACAUAACUGUAUGUUAUCAUGCAUUGCGUGCAUGCAGUGCGGGGUCUGCCUCCAUCCAGCCUUCCCCCCAUGUGUAGAUAGACACCAUGGCCAGCUGAAGAGCCCAUGCUGGGGAGGAGAGCCCUGACCACAGGGGGGUCUCAGCUGGAGAAGCAGGAAGGAGGAUGUUCUGACUCAACGCUUUAAUAUUUGGUCUUUUUAUAGGUUUUUCUUUUU